CGUAAUUACCCUUACGACCUAAUUAGGGUUUCCCCUUGGGUAUAUAUAUAUAGAGGUCAUUAGGCAUAGAUCAGAACACACCAAUCUUACGCCUCCUCUCUGCCUCUCUAUUCUCGUGAGUCUCAUCCUCACCAUAGCCAUCAUAACGAUACACCUUAAACGGGAACUCGAUCUGCGUGAGAAUCAUGACCUCAUCCCUAACUACGUUUACAGGAUUAUCAGAUUAUCACUUGGUGGAGAAGAUAGCGAAUUUCACUCGAGAAAGAAUCCCUGAACGAGUUGUCCAUGCGAGGGGGGCAAGCACCAAGGGCUUCUUCGAGGUCACGCACGACGUCACCCACCUCACAUGUGCCAAUUUUAUCUGCGCCCUCGGCGUCCAGACGCCGCUCAUCGCCAGGUUCUCCACCGUCAUCCACGAGCGCGGCAGCUCCGAGACCAUCCGCGACCCUCGCGGCUUCGCCAUCAAGUUCUACACCCGGGAGGGUAACUUCGAUUUGGGAAGGCUAUCGAGGAAGCAGGAAGCUCAGCUAAUACUCCAAAAGGAGGCGAAACACCACGGAGAACCAGGAGAUGAAAUCAGAAUUGAGCAACAAGCUAAACCUACCUAUGCGGAAAUUCUUACAUCCACGGAGGUACAAACAAAUCUCAGUUUCUAUCAAUUUGAAGAAGUAAAUGGAAAAAGGAUUGCUAGGUUUACUGACGAGGAUGUGAUUGAGGAAAAAGGACUCUGGGACAAUGCGGUUAUCUGCUAUAUCCUAGGAGCGAAUCCACCUCUGGAAAUCGUAAAAGGAUUUAUCGCCAGGAUCUGGAAGGAUUAUACAGUGGAUGAUGUGAGUUUCCAUAAAGAGGGCCAAUAUAUUGUAAUGUUUCAGAAACCUGAAGAUAGAGAUGAAAUUGUGAAAAGGAAAUACUACUAUUUUGACAAUAAACCGAUGUUAGUACAGAGAUGGAACCCUGGGAAACAGCUGAAUAUCCAGGAACUGAGUGAUGUCCCAAUCUGGGUCCAAUUUCCUAACCUUGAUAUGAGGACUUCAAUAUGCAAAUCUAUGAGGGAUCUAUUGAAGGUUUUGGGAGGGCAGUGCGUAUGAUACCAGGAGGGAAACAAAGGAAAAAGUGGAUUGCUGUAUGGGCUACUUGUGUUUAUCAAAUCUGGAGGUGGAGGAAUGCCAAAAUGCACCAGCAAAGAGGAGAUACUGGGAUGCCUACUCAACAAGCUAUAGCUUAUAUAAGAAACUACUUAGAAUAUA
Messenger RNA from Cuscuta campestris, 1247 nucleotides. The record is from the annotation of a GenBank genome assembly. NCBI's taxonomy places the organism in Eukaryota, Viridiplantae, Streptophyta, Magnoliopsida, Solanales, Convolvulaceae.